Messenger RNA from Ficedula albicollis (Collared flycatcher), 2535 nucleotides. Its product is annotated as mucin-3A-like. The record is from RefSeq and is a predicted model, not a curated record. The transcript has 5 exons. NCBI's taxonomy places the organism in Eukaryota, Metazoa, Chordata, Aves, Passeriformes, Muscicapidae. The coding region runs from base 1 to 2535 and encodes 844 amino acids.
AUGAAAGACUGGCAGGGAGUAUGUGGUGAAAAUGCUGAAGGUAGUGUCUGUAUGCUGAUUUUGAGAGGGAUGCCAUUGCCAUGUGGCUUUCACACCCCCACCCCGCCACCCCCAAAAUCUCAAAGAACAGAAAUUAACACUACGGGUGAACAAUUAAGAUGUGUCACCCUCAUUGGAAGAUUUAAGCCAUAUAGAAAUGGAGAUGUUCCUGGCAGGGCCGGCUCCUGCAGGAAGGAUCACUCUGGUGCUUUGGGACAGACUGGGGCAGAAGGGGACGUGCCAACUUGUAAAGCGGCAGGUUGCUGGUUUCCUUCGGGAAGAGCACUGUUCUGGAGCCACGUGCAGGCAGCUGCUGCUUGGAGCCUUGGCUGGACAGUGGCUGUGGACGUGCCCCAGGCUUGUCCGGGCCGCGGCGUGCGAGGGGACGGUACCACUUUGCAGAUUCCCGAGCUGUCCAUCUGUUUCAUUGUUGAUUGCUUGGGUCAGGUCACAGCUUUCCCAUGGCGAAGCAAAGACGUGGGCCUGACAGCGACUGGCACGGGCAGUCUGAGCAGAAUCUGCGGCUGCCCUCGCGUUGGUGCGCCCCGAGCACGCAGGGAGACUGCCCUGAGUCCCCACACACUGCCUGGUGUGCACAGCCAGGCUGCCGAGACUGCCCUGAGUCCCCACACACUGCCUGGUGUGCACAGCCAGGCUGCCGAGACUGCCCUGAGUCCCCACACACUGCCUGGUGUGCACAGCCAGGCUGCCGAGACUGCCCUGAGUCCCCACACACUGCCUGGUGUGCACAGCCAGGCUGCCGAGACUGCCCUGAGUCCCCACACACUGCCUGGUGUGCACAGCCAGGCUGCCGAGACUGCCCUGAGUCCCCACACACUGCCUGGUGUGCACAGCCAGGCUGCCGAGACUGCCCUGAGUCCCCACACACUGCCUGGUGUGCACAGCCAGGCUGCCGAGACUGCCCUGAGUCCCCACACACUGCCUGGUGUGCACAGCCAGGCUGCCGAGACUGCCCUGAGUCCCCACACACUGCCUGGUGUGCACAGCCAGGCUGCCGAGACUGCCCUGAGUCCCCACACACUGCCUGGUGUGCACAGCCAGGCUGCCGAGACUGCCCUGAGUCCCCACACACUGCCUGGUGUGCACAGCCAGGCUGCCGAGACUGCCCUGAGUCCCCACACACUGCCUGGUGUGCACAGCCAGGCUGCCGAGACUGCCCUGAGUCCCCACACACUGCCUGGUGUGCACAGCCAGGCUGCCGAGACUGCCCUGAGUCCCCACACACUGCCUGGUGUGCACAGCCAGGCUGCCGAGACUGCCCUGAGUCCCCACACACUGCCUGGUGUGCACAGCCAGGCUGCCGAGACUGCCCUGAGUCCCCACACACUGCCUGGUGUGCACAGCCAGGCUGCCGAGACUGCCCUGAGUCCCCACACACUGCCUGGUGUGCACAGCCAGGCUGCCGAGACUGCCCUGAGUCCCCACACACUGCCUGGUGUGCACAGCCAGGCUGCCGAGACUGCCCUGAGUCCCCACACACUGCCUGGUGUGCACAGCCAGGCUGCCGAGACUGCCCUGAGUCCCCACACACUGCCUGGUGUGCACAGCCAGGCUGCCGAGACUGCCCUGAGUCCCCACACACUGCCUGGUGUGCACAGCCAGGCUGCCGAGACUGCCCUGAGUCCCCACACACUGCCUGGUGUGCACAGCCAGGCUGCCGAGACUGCCCUGAGUCCCCACACACUGCCUGGUGUGCACAGCCAGGCUGCCGAGACUGCCCUGAGUCCCCACACACUGCCUGGUGUGCACAGCCAGGCUGCCGAGACUGCCCUGAGUCCCCACACACUGCCUGGUGUGCACAGCCAGGCUGCCGAGACUGCCCUGAGUCCCCACACACUGCCUGGUGUGCACAGCCAGGCUGCCGAGACUGCCCUGAGUCCCCACACACUGCCUGGUGUGCACAGCCAGGCUGCCGAGACUGCCCUGAGUCCCCACACACUGCCUGGUGUGCACAGCCAGGCUGCCGAGACUGCCCUGAGUCCCCACACACUGCCUGGUGUGCACAGCCAGGCUGCCGAGACUGCCCUGAGUCCCCACACACUGCCUGGUGUGCACAGCCAGGCUGCCGAGACUGCCCUGAGUCCCCACACACUGCCUGGUGUGCACAGCCAGGCUGCCGAGACUGCCCUGAGUCCCCACACACUGCCUGGUGUGCACAGCCAGGCUGCCGAGACUGCCCUGAGUCCCCACACACUGCCUGGUGUGCACAGCCAGGCUGCCGAGACUGCCCUGAGUCCCCACACACUGCCUGGUGUGCACAGCCAGGCUGCCGAGACUGCCCUGAGUCCCCACACACUGCCUGGUGUGCACAGCCAGGCUGCCGAGACUGCCCUGAGUCCCCCCACACUGCCUGGUGUGCACAGCCAGGCUGCCGAGACUGCCCUGAGUCCCCACACACUGCCUGGUGUGCACAGCCAGGCUGCCGAGACUGCCCUGAGUUCCACGGGACCGCUUGGCAGCGACCCGAGCUGCUGA